Melospiza georgiana is the source of this 2623-nucleotide messenger RNA. RefSeq names its product KIAA0513 ortholog. The coding region runs from base 289 to 1563 and encodes 424 amino acids. NCBI's taxonomy places the organism in Eukaryota, Metazoa, Chordata, Aves, Passeriformes, Passerellidae. The transcript has 13 exons. The record is from RefSeq and is a predicted model, not a curated record.
GCGCCGGAGCUCCGCACGGAGAGAGGGAGGGAGGGAAGGAAGGAGGGACAGCAGCGUCCCCGCGUCCCUGCAUCGCCCGUCCCCGGCCCGCCGGAUGCUGCCGGGGCAGCGGCGAGCCGAGGCGCUGCGGGGCUCCCGGCUGCAGAUGUGCUGUGGUGACCCGUGCCCUGCCAGCAGCUCCUGCCUGCCUUAGCCAGCAUCCUGCCAGCCAUGGCCUCAACGCCCCAGUGAGGGACAAAAGGACGAGGAGAGAGUGUCCCCAACAGUGCCACAUCCCCUGGGAGAGCCAUGGAGGCCCCUCUGGAUGUGCCUGUGGGGAACCUCAUUGACUUUGACAGCGAAACGCCCGCCUGCGACCCCUCAGAGCCGGCUCCCGCUGCCCCCAGCGACAGCGGCCAGCGAGGGGGUGACAGCGGUGACACGGGGGAUGACAGUGGCCACCCGGGGGACACAGGGGACGUGGCUGCCGAGGAGAGCGACGCCACCGAGUCAGCAGACAGCGAGAACGACAUGGGGGGCUCUCCCCAGCACUGGGGCGGCCCCCGGCGCUCCUCGUCCAACGAGUCCCUCUCGUCCGGCCAGAGCGCGGAGUCGGCGCCGCGGGACGAGCGCAGGGAGUUCAUGCGGGGUUACGUGGAGAAGAUCUUCACCGGGGGAGAGGAUCUGGACCAGGAGGAGAAGGCCAGGUUUGGGGAGCUGUGCAGCAGCGAGGACGGGAAGGGCAGGGAGUGGUUUGCGAGAUACGUGAGCGCCCAGCGCUGCAACUCCAAGUGUGUCUCAGAGCAGACCUUCUACCGCCUGAUGCAGUCCUUCGCCCUCGUGCUCUUUGAGUGCCACCAGAUGGACGAUUUCAGCCCUGCCAAGAACCUCAUGACCAUGUGCUUCACCUAUUACUACAUAGGGAAGCCCCAGGCCCUGCCCCUGGAGGCCAAGGAGAAGCCCACGGGCAGCAUCGACUCGUACCUGAAGUCAGCCAACACGUGGCUGGCCGAGAAGAAGGACAUUGCAGAGAGGCUGCUGAAAAACACCUCAGCCAAGACAGAGAACGUCAAGGGCUUCUUCGGGGGCCUGGAGACCAAGCUGAAGGGUCCUGGCAGCAAAAAGAGCGAAGAAGGUGAAGACAAACCAAAGGAGAAGCUGAAGAAGACAGUGUCCCUGCAGAGCCCAGAGGAGGAGAAGAAAGGGGAGAAGAUCUACCUGUACAUGCACCUCAAGCAGCAGCCGAUCUGGCACAACCUCCGUUUCUGGAACGCCGCCUUCUUCGACGCCGUGCACUGCGAGCGCAGGAAGAGAUCCCCCACCACCAGAGGGAACCCUGGGGAGGAAGAGGAGAAGAGGGAGAAGUGGUGCCACAUGACGCAGGAGGAGCGCGACGACAGCCUGCGCUUCAAUGAGAACAUCACCUUCGGGCAGCUGGGCACCUUCAUCCACAACAUGCUGGCCUUUGGCCUCAACAAGAAGCUCUGCAGUGACUUCCUGAAGAAGCAGGCGACCAUCGGCAACUUGGACGAAGAGCAAUACAAGCUGCUCAGUGACCACAUCGAGCAGAUGGCCCCGGAGUAGCUGCUGGGCAGAGGUGGAGACGGCAGCCGGCCAGGUGGGGAGGGAGAGGAGCCCACCCCGGGGCUACCUGAGACUGCAGCUGGGCUAGCGACAAACCAAACCACACCACGAGCUGCAAUAAAACCUGCAUGAUCGUCCAUCAAGCUCUAGAGCUGCCCCAGGGCAGCCUGUAGACAUAGGAGCCAAGCAGCCCCCGCCCUCGCCAGACCCUCCCGCCUCUGUUGUCGGAGUAGGUGCUCCCAAAAGUGAAUUUGGUUGGUUAAAAAGCAAAACAAAACACAAGGGGAAAGCAGGAAGAGCGUGGCAGUGCAGCCCCCAGGUGCUGAGUGAGCAGCACUCCCGUGAUGAGGGCUCUGGUGGUAAAUCCAGAGGGAUCCAAGGCUGCCUUUCCCCGCUGGAGCCCCCUCGCUGAUGAUGCUGGAGGGGAUGGCAGGCACCACAGCCAGGAGCUGGGGCUGCCCCCAGCCACCCCCCAGUCAGGUUCUGUGCUGUCUGCAGGGUGUCACCACUGCCUGGGGACAUGGGCAGGGUGGCGCCUUGCUGGGGACAGAGGUGGGGAUGGCAGAGCUCUGCUGCCACCCUCCCUGGGAGCUGGAGGGAAAUCCUUCCCUUGGGAAGCCUUCCCCGUGCUGCCCGUGUGGGUUUGCACCUCUGGGCAGAGGGACAGCACUUUGCUCCAUACCAUUAGCCUGGAUCAGCAGGAAAAAAGCCAUGGCCUGGGGCAGGAUUGCAGGCAGAGGCAGAGGAGCUCUGCCUGCCUUGGGAGGAGAUGACAAAAGCUCAUCCCUCUCCCUGCUGCCCUGUCAGUGCGGGGAUGCUGCUGCAUUGUGACAUUUCCCGAAGCCUCCCGGCAUCCUGUGGCAGUAGAUUAAUGUCCUCCUUCCCCAGGCUGCUCCUCUCUGCCCCCUCCUUUGCUCCAGCUGCUCAUCCAUCAAACCUGAAGCAGCCCUGUCCAAAGGACACCUCCUGCUCUGCUCCAGGGGCUGCAGAUCUGUUUUAUCCCUUGGACCUUGGCACGGUGUUUGCAGAGAGGCUGGGGACACGGGGACAUCUCUGGGGA